AUGGACACUGACCAGGGAGAUUCGCUGGAGCAGCUCGAAGCACAGCUAGAUAGUAAAUCACUGGAAAAUCUGUCCAGUUGUCCAUCGAUCAAUUUGGACACUCCAAAGAACUCCGAGAUGGAAGACAGCGACGAGGACGAUCGAGUAAGCGUCACUAUCAAGACAUCAAGGGGAUCAACCGUUGCAAAUCCGGAACAAUCUCAGCAAAUGGACCGAAUCAAGCUGAGUGGUGCCGGUAAAAAGCGACUGAAAAAACUGCUAGAUCAGGGCUAUGACAAAGACGAGGCCUAUCGCCUUGCCUACAGGCCAAGCGUGCAGUCAGAACCAUCGAAAAGGCCUAGAGAUGACCUAUCGAGUGGUGAGAAGCCACAACCCAAAAAGACAAAAGGGACAUCAACACCAACGGGAAGGCCGCACAAAGACCAUUCUCGAAAAUCCCUAGCCACAUCAUCGGUGAACAUCCGGCUGCAACGGCAAAGAGAUCCAAACUUCCAAGAUGGAAGGGCAGAGGCAGAUGCUGUCCACAUGCAACCCGGUACCUCGAAAGUUGCGAACAAGAAGACAAACGAAGACGCUGAACGCUCCAAACCCGGGAAACUGUGAGUCCCAGGUAAACAGGCUAAAGCUGGAAGUUGCAGUCAACUCGGGAAUACGAAGGUCCCAGAUAGGAAAACAGAGGCAGCAGCAGGGCGAAGUCAACCCGGGAAACCGAAAGUCCCAGGCACGAAGCAAAAAGCAAAAACUGCUCAUACUCUACCCGGGAAUAUUAAAGUCCCUGGUAAGGUGGCAUUGGCAGUAGCUG
Aedes albopictus (Asian tiger mosquito) is the source of this 802-nucleotide messenger RNA. RefSeq lists its product as uncharacterized. The transcript has 2 exons. The record is from RefSeq and is a predicted model, not a curated record. The coding region runs from base 1 to 603 and encodes 200 amino acids. Lineage: Eukaryota; Metazoa; Arthropoda; Insecta; Diptera; Culicidae.